GUUCGAACGUAGAUUAGUAUUUUUAGUAUAGAAUGGUUGUAGUUUGUGUUUUUGUAUAUUGUUGAGGAAGUAAUUGACGCGGUUACAAAUGUCUGACUUUGAGGAGCAAUUCCAGGCGUUCCUGCGUGAGCCACUGUCGUCAGAGGAAUCAUCAGGAGCAGGACCGAGCACAAAGGAAGAUGUUCAGCCAACUCAAGCAAAUCGAAAAUUUUUCUGGAUGAAGACCAGAGCACUUGAAGAUGUGGAAGGAAAGGACUACAGUGAUGGAGAGAGGGAAAAGCAGAAGGCAGAGCAGCAGGAAGGAGAUAUGUCGGGGGACCUGGUGAGGCCAAACAUCCGGCUCAAGGUGCCAGGCUCGGAGGCUGCAGCAGGGCCCGAGGCGGCUGGGGCCCGCACUACGCUGCAGCUGAACCUGGACCUCCUUCCGCGCUCACCAGAGGCGUCCUCCUCCACAGCAGACUUUGUCAGGAAGGAGCAAAUGUUCCAGGAGCAAGGAGGGGGAGGAGGAGAGGACGAAGACGGAGAAGACAAUGUGGAAGCUGCGGAGGCAGACGGAGAUGAGACGGAUGAGGAGAUCAGCAGCAUCCUCGAGGAGAUGAGCCGCCUGGCCAGCAGCAGUGGGCUCUCGCAUGAAGCUGGAAUGGAAGACAGAAGUGUGGAAGAAAUUUUGAAAGAGGCAGAAGAAGUUGUCCGUGAGAGCUCUCAGACAUUUGAGCAGCUUGCUCAUGCAUCAUCAAGAACUAGCUUCAAGUCUCUCACAUCAGACUCUGAGAGUUGUGAAGUUGUGCCUUCAGAUAUUUCUUCACCAUCGAGUCACAGUGCUAGUAAGUCAAGAGAACAUUGUAAGAAAGUUUCUCAGAUUCCCUCCAGUAAGAAUACUUUUAAUGAAUUUAGACAGCCCUCUGUGAUAUCUUCAAAAUCCUUUAUGUCAGAUAUUUCUUCCUUAUCUGAAAGUAAUGAAAAAGUUGACAGCAGAUUAAAGAAAACUGUUAGUAUGCCUUCAGAUGUACAUUCUUCAGUUUCCCUUGGUCCCACCAAGGUAACUGGAUUACCAGACAGAUCUGAUACUGAAAACUUUACUACAUUAUGA
This is a messenger RNA of Schistocerca serialis cubense, 1090 nucleotides long. RefSeq lists its product as uncharacterized. The coding region runs from base 89 to 1090 and encodes 333 amino acids. Lineage: Eukaryota; Metazoa; Arthropoda; Insecta; Orthoptera; Acrididae. The record is from RefSeq and is a predicted model, not a curated record. The transcript is spliced from 5 exons.